AUGGCCAUCUCGCAAUCCCAAAAGGACGUGUUGUCGGGAACGACGGGCGGCAUCGCGCAGGUGCUCGUCGGGCAGCCGCUCGACAUCCUCAAGGUGCGCCUCCAGACCUCGCCGCCCGGCACGUAUACGGGCAUGCUCGACUGCGCGGCGCGCAUCGUCAAAAACGAGGGCCCGCUCGCCUUCUACAAGGGCACACUCACCCCCUUGCUCGGCGUAGGCGCCUGCGUCUCGAUCCAGUUCGGCGUCGUCGCCUCGCUCAAGCGCCACUUUGCCGCCUCCAACCUCGCCGCGGGGCGCGGCCAACGUCUGUCCAACUCCCAGUUCUACCUCGCCGGAGCGGCGGCGGGACUCGCCAAUAGCUUCGUCGCGGGGCCCGUCGAACACGUCAGGAUCCGGCUGCAGACCCAACCCUCCCCGCCCCUCUACCGCGGUCCGCUCGACGUGGUACGACAGUCGCUCUCGUCUUCCGGCCUCUUCCGUGGCCUCUACCGCGGUCAGUUCGCCACCUUUGCAAGGGAGGCACACGGAAUGGGAAUGUACUUCCUCACCUACGAGUACCUCGUGCAGCGCUACCUCGACUCGCACCGCCUCGCGCGCAACGACCUGCCCAACUCGUACGCCAUGUUUGCCGGCGCCAUGGCCGGCUACGGCCUCUGGCUCACCGCCUACCCCUUUGACGUCGUCAAGAGCAGGAUGCAGACCGACGCCCUCAGCCUCGACAAGCGCAGGUUCAAGGGCACCCUCGACUGCGUCGCGCAGAUCUGGAAAGAGGCCGGGGCCCGCGGCUUCUUCCGCGGCCUCAUCCCCACCCUCGUCAGGAGUCCGUUUGCAAACGCAGCCACCUUUGUCGCCGUAGAAUGGGCCGCGAGGAACCUCGACAGAAUCUAG
Messenger RNA from Pseudozyma flocculosa PF-1, 888 nucleotides. RefSeq lists its product as uncharacterized. NCBI's taxonomy places the organism in Eukaryota, Fungi, Basidiomycota, Ustilaginomycetes, Ustilaginales, Ustilaginaceae. The coding region runs from base 1 to 888 and encodes 295 amino acids. Gene Ontology annotation, biological process: mitochondrial L-ornithine transmembrane transport. The transcript is spliced from 2 exons. The record is from RefSeq and is a predicted model, not a curated record. Gene Ontology annotation, molecular function: L-ornithine transmembrane transporter activity.